This is a messenger RNA of Fonsecaea multimorphosa CBS 102226, 963 nucleotides long. RefSeq lists its product as uncharacterized. The record is from RefSeq and is a predicted model, not a curated record. The coding region runs from base 1 to 963 and encodes 320 amino acids. The transcript has a single exon. Lineage: Eukaryota; Fungi; Ascomycota; Eurotiomycetes; Chaetothyriales; Herpotrichiellaceae.
AUGCCCGUCACCGAGAUCUAUAUCCUCCGGCAUGGCCACCGGCUCGCCUGGUCCCUAAACCCUAGGACGGGCAAGUACACUUCGAAUCACCCUUUCCCGACUCGCCUACCAGCAGAUCCUCCGCUGGCAUCGCAUGGCGUGCGUCAGGCGCAAGAGACCGCGGCACAUUUCAGCGAAGCGUUCGCCGAUCUGAUCAAGCAGGACCGGUUGAGAGUGUAUUCCAGCCUGUUCUACCGAUGUCUCGAGACUCUCAAUCCGGUGAUGGAGGCUAUCCUCGAACAAGUGCCCGCGGCCGAUGUCAAAAGACGGAGAAACCUACAAGUUCGCGGCGAGAGGGGUUUAGGUGAAUGGUUCGGCCGGGCCUGGUUUACCCAGCCUCGCCCCGCGGAUCCUGAGCGACUGAAGAAUGACUUCUUUCCCUGGCUGGACGAGUCCUAUGCCUCCCGUGUCAUUCCUCCGGAGAACGGGGAGCGGAUUCACGACCUGCACGACCGCGUGGCGCGCGCGUUGGCACGCGUCAUUCAGGAUGUCGACGAGGAGUACUCGCAAGCCGGGAGAGGUGACGAGGAAGUAACCAUCUUGAUCUGUGGACACGCCGCGCCCAUUAUUGCGAGCGGGAGGGCAUUGACGGGCGAGGUGCCCGAGGAUUGGGAUGAGGAGGAUUUUCGGUGUUUUACGUGCGGAAUCAGCAAAUUCGUGCGACGGAAACUGCCUCCUCCCUCUAGCGCUCAGAAGGAGGCCGGGGAAGAUUACUGCUACCAUGACGAAGACUGGAGGACCAAUGGCACGGGCGUCGCUGGGGGUUGGGAUUGCAUUUGGAAUAGCAGUUGCCAUCACUUGAGUCAGGGCGAGGAGAGGGGUUGGCAUUUCCACGGGGACGAGAGUUUUGAUUCUUAUGAGAAUCUAGAGGGCACAGGGAUCAAGACUUCGGAUGGAGGUAUCCAUGGUCAGUCCAAGUUAUAG